This is a messenger RNA of Closterium sp. Naga37s-1, 30951 nucleotides long. The record is from the annotation of a GenBank genome assembly. NCBI's taxonomy places the organism in Eukaryota, Viridiplantae, Streptophyta, Zygnematophyceae, Desmidiales, Closteriaceae.
AUGAGAGCCCCCUCGCAGCCCGCCGUGCCGCUUGCCAUCUUGGCCGCCGGCGGCGGACCGCGGCGGGGGGAACGGCGUCGGGAGGGCGCGAGGGGCAGCAAGGGGAACGCCUCCGCGGAUUGGAGCGAGAUUGUAGAGGCGGGGGAGGGGCGCGCCGUCGGGGGGAAUUCGCGCAGCAGAGGCGCACGAUGUAUGAUCGGGGGAGGGGAGUGGUGCGGGAAAAGUGGGGCGGGGCGAGGGGCAGUUAGCGCGGCGCCCACCUCGCCACGCUCCCCCACGCGGGCAGCUGUGUCUCCGCGUCACUCGACCCAAGCGCCCCUCUCCCCCCGCCCCACCUCCCCUCGCCAUUUUUCCUACAACCUGCGCCUCCCUUGCGCGACUUCCAUCGCCCACCCGCUCCUCACCAACCCGCGCGCCCUGCUGCUCGCGCUGCUCCUCGCUGGGGCCCUCGCUCUGCUCGCCCUCCUGCCGCCCUUUGCCCAUCAUAGCACCUCCUCCGAAGCAACCCCCCUCUCUGCCGCUGCUGCAGGCACCACCCUCGGUUUCUCAAUGCUCCCUGUCCCGUCACAUUCUGCAUUUUGCCAUCUGUUCUCCACUCUCCUCUUCUCACCUCCCCGCCACAUUUUUCUCUCUUCUUUUCUGUCCUCCGUCCGCUCCAUCUGCUCUCCCUGUCCCCGUCAGCACGUACGUCUGGGAGGGGAGCGCCUACUCUUUGUCAACGCCUCUCUGCCUCCCUCCGCGCUGCCCCCCUCCGCGCUCCCCUCCCCCUCACUGCCACGCUCCCCCUCGCCGUGGCUCAACGCGGGGGGGAGGCUGGAGGAGUGGGGCGGGGGCGAUGGGCAGUGGCGGCGGGUGGCAUGGAGGGGCGUGAGGGGGAGGGCAGCAGCGUGUGUGGCACUGAGAGACACAUUUGAUACCGCCAGGGGGGAGUAUCAACGCGCACUGCAGCUUCACCUGCAGUCCCUGCUCCCCCCGCUCUCCCCCCCUUGCCCCUCUUCUCCUCCCCGCCCCCCUGACCCUCCUCCCUCUGCUCUGCGCUCCUCCCUCUCCGCCCUGCGCCAGCGCCUGCUUACAGAGUGUGCUUAUAACGGGGACGAGCUAGACCUGCCAGCAGAAGAGAGAGGGACGCUCAGACUGAGGGAGGAGGAGAGGAGGAAGGGCGGGGGAGGGACAGGCGAGGGAGGGGAGCGGGGCAGGCAGGAAAAGAGUUUGUUAGAGGCAGACGGGGGGUGGCGGUGCAAAGGGGACGAGCAGGGGAAGGAGGCGCGGGCGUGUGUGGGGGUGAGGGCGGACGUGCCGGUUUGGCAGCGGCGGCGCGAGCUGUUCCCACAGGUUGCAGUGGGCAUGUCGCUGCUGCUGCAGUACUUCCAGCAGCCCUCAAACGUGCAGCCCCUCGUCUCUCGCUUGCACGCCUGCGCUGCUCAGGGGGGAGGCGGUGGGGGUGUGGGUGCUGCAAGUGGCGGUGGUGGUGCUGCUGCUGCUGCCAAGACAGAGGGUGGUGGUACUGGGAACGUGGGUGGGGGCGCGGAUGCACAGCAAGGGCGUGGGCGUGGGAUUGGGGUUGGGGUUGGGGGUGGGGAUGGGGGGGCAGGAUGGGAGGUGUGGGAGGGGCUGGGGGGCGAGGUGAGUUGGGAUGAGCGAGCGGUGGGGAAGGGAGGAGGUGCAGCGGCGGGGAAGGGAGGAGGUGCAGGGGCGGGGGGGGCGGAGAAUGGCAGCAUAGCAGGGGAAAUGGGCGGGGGGGGGCAGGCAGGGUACAGGAUAGAGCUGACCGCCAAUGUGGAUGAACCCUCCUCCUGGCCGCUCUGGCUGCAGAUGUGGCAGGACACUGGGGGAGGGCAUGGGGAAGGGCAGGGAGGGCAGGGUGGGCAAGGGGGAGGGCAGGAGAGAGGGCAGGGGGGAGGGAAGGGGGAAGGGCAAGAGGGAAGGCCGGAGGGAGGGCAGGGGGUGAGCCAUUGGGCAGGGCUGUCACUGCCACCGCUACCGAGUCAACCACAACCAGGCCCCGAGCCUACCAACACCACACUCCUACCCCCCUCACAUCCCCCUUGGUGCGGGCAUCAUGGGUGCAGCCACCCCUCCUUCCUGCGCGUCAUCUUCCGCCACAACACCCACGAGGUCUUCGCCUUCAACCGCGCCGCCUCCGCCUCCCGCGCGCCCCUGCUCGCCCUGCUCCAAGACGACCUCCUCCCCCCCGCCUCCUGCCAUUGGCUGCACGCCAUCCUGCACGCCCACGCCGCCCAGCCGUCCCUCGCAGCACUGGGGUACCGCACAGGCAAGGUGGAUGUGGACAGCCGCGGGGGCGAGGGCGUGAGGGCGUACCAGCGGCAGAGCCGGGCGCUGUGGGCGCAGCCGGCGUGGGAGGCGCGGGCAGGCGUGCGGGGGUACAUGGCGGGGGUGGUGGACUCGGGGCCGCUCGUGGUGCGGCGUGCGGUGUGGGAGCGCAUGGGGGGGCUGGAUGAGGGCAUGUCGACGAGAGGGCAGAGCGCCAUGGUGACAGACUGGGUGCUGGCGUUCCAUGUGUGGAUGGCCGGCCACAAGGUGCGUGCAUGGCUUUUGAGGUGCCUCAAAAGGCUGGAUGAGGGCAUGUCCAUGAGAGGGCGGAGAGCCAUGGUCACUGACUGGGUCAUGGCGUUCCAUGCAUGCACGGGCCAUGUGUGCAUGCACGGGCCAUGUGUGCAUGCACGGGCCAUGUGUGCAUGCACGGGCCAUGUGUGCAUGCACGGGCCAUGUGUGCAUGCACGGGCCAUGUGUGCAUGCACGGGCCAUGUGUGCAUGCACGGGCCAUGUGUGCAUGCACGGGCCAUGUGUGCAUGCACGGGCCAUGUGUGCAUGCACGGGCCAUGUGUGCAUGCACGGGCCAUGUGUGCAUGCACGGGCCAUGUGUGCAUGCACGGGCCAUGUGUGCAUGCACGGGCCAUGUGUGCAUGCACGGGCCAUGUGUGCAUGCACGGGCCAUGUGUGCAUGCACGGGCCAUGUGUGCAUGCACGGGCCAUGUGUGCAUGCACGGGCCAUGUGUGCAUGCACGGGCCAUGUGUGCAUGCACGGGCCAUGUGUGCAUGCACGGGCCAUGUGUGCAUGCACGGGCCAUGUGUGCAUGCACGGGCCAUGUGUGCAUGCACGGGCCAUGUGUGCAUGCACGGGCCAUGUGUGCAUGCACGGGCCAUGUGUGCAUGCACGGGCCAUGUGUGCAUGCACGGGCCAUGUGUGCAUGCACGGGCCAUGUGUGCAUGCACGGGCCAUGUGUGCAUGCACGGGCCAUGUGUGCAUGCACGGGCCAUGUGUGCAUGCACGGGCCAUGUGUGCAUGCACGAGGCCAUGUUGUGCAUGCACGGGCCAUGUGUGCAUGCACGGGCCAUGUGUGCAUGCACGGGCCAUGUGUGCAUGCACGGGCCAUGUGUGCAUGCACGGGCCAUGUGUGCAUGCACGGGCCAUGUGUGCAUGCACGGGCCAUGUGUGCAGCCCAUGUUGCACGGGCCAUGUGUGCAUGCACGGGCAUGUGUGCAUGCACGGGCCAUGUGUGCAUGCACGGCCAUGUGUGCAUGCACGGGCCAUGGUGUGCAGGCACGGGCCAUGUGUGCAUGCACGGGCCAUGUGUGCAUGCACGGGCCAUGUGGUGCAUGCACGGGCCAUGUGUGCAUGCACGGGCCAUGUGUGGCAUGCACGGGCCAUGUGUGCAUGCACGGGCCAUGUGUGCAUGCACGGGCCAUGUGUGCAUGCACGGGCCAUGUGUGCAUUGCACGGGCCAUGUGUGCAUGCACGGGCCAUGUGUGCAUGCACGGGCCAUGUGUGCAUGCACGGGGGGGGCCAUGUGUGCCAUGUGUGCAUGCACGGGCCAUGUGUGCAUGCACGGGCCAUGUGUGCAUGCACGGGCCAUGUGUGCAUGCACGGGCCAUGUGUGCAUGCACGGGCCAUGUGUGCAUGCACGGGCCAUGUGUGCAUGCACGGGCCAUGUGUGCAUGCACGGGCCAUGUGUGCAUGCACGGGCCAUGUGUGCAUGCACGGGCCAUGUGUGCAUGCACGGGCCAUGUGUGCAUGCACGGGCCAUGUGUGCAUGCACGGGCCAUGUGUGCAUGCACGGGCCAUGUGUGCAUGCACGGGCCAUGUGUGCAUGCACGGGCCAUGUGUGCAUGCACGGGCCAUGUGUGCAUGCACGGGCCAUGUGUGCAUGCACGGGCCAUGUGUGCAUGCACGGGCCAUGUGUGCAUGCACGGGCCAUGUGUGCAUGCACGGGCCAUGUGUGCAUGCACGGGCCAUGUGUGCAUGCACGGGCCAUGUGUGCAUGCACGGGCCAUGUGUGCAUGCACGGGCCAUGUGUGCAUGCACGGGCCAUGUGUGCAUGCACGGGCCAUGUGUGCAUGCACGGGCCAUGUGUGCAUGCACGGGCCAUGUGUGCAUGCACGGGCCAUGUGUGCAUGCACGGGCCAUGUGUGCAUGCACGGGCCAUGUGUGCAUGCACGGGCCAUGUGUGCAUGCACGGGCCAUGUGUGCAUGCACGGGCCAUGUGUGCAUGCACGGGCCAUGUGUGCAUGCACGGGCCAUGUGUGCAUGCACGGGCCAUGUGUGCAUGCACGGGCCAUGUGUGCAUGCACGGGCCAUGUGUGCAUGCACGGGCCAUGUGUGCAUGCACGGGCCAUGUGUGCAUGCACGGGCCAUGUGUGCAUGCACGGGCCAUGUGUGCAUGCACGGGCCAUGUGUGCAUGCACGGGCCAUGUGUGCAUGCACGGGCCAUGUGUGCAUGCACGGGCCAUGUGUGCAUGCACGGGCCAUGUGUGCAUGCACGGGCCAUGUGUGCAUGCACGGGCCAUGUGUGCAUGCACGGGCCAUGUGUGCAUGCACGGCCAUGUGUGCAUGCACGGGCCAUGUGUGCAUGCACGGGCCAUGUGUGCAUGCACGGGCCAUGUGUGCAUGCACGGGCCAUGUGUGCAUGCACGGGCCAUGUGUGCAUGCACGGGCCAUGUGUGCAUGCACGGGCCAUGUGUGCAUGCACGGGCCAUGUGUGCAUGCACGGGCCAUGUGUGCAUGCACGGGCCAUGUGUGCAUGCACGGGCCAUGUGUGCAUGCACGGGCCAUGUGUGCAUGCACGGGCCAUGUGUGCAUGCACGGGCCAUGUGUGCAUGCACGGGCCAUGUGUGCAUGCACGGGCCAUGUGUGCAUGCACGGGCCAUGUGUGCAUGCACGGGCCAUGUGUGCAUGCACGGGCCAUGUGUGCAUGCACGGGCCAUGUGUGCAUGCACGGGCCAUGUGUGCAUGCACGGGCCAUGUGUGCAUGCACGGGCCAUGUGUGCAUGCACGGGCCAUGUGUGCAUGCACGGGCCAUGUGUGCAUGCACGGGCCAUGUGUGCAUGCACGGCCAUGUGUGCAUGCACGGGCCAUGUGUGCAUGCACGGGCCAUGUGUGCAUGCACGGGCCAUGUGUGCAUGCACGGGCCAUGUGUGCAUGCACGGGCCAUGUGUGCAUGCACGGGCCAUGUGUGCAUGCACGGGCCAUGUGUGCAUGCACGGGCCAUGUGUGCAUGCACGGGCCAUGUGUGCAUGCACGGGCCAUGUGUGCAUGCACGGGCCAUGUGUGCAUGCCGGGGCCAUGUGUGCAUGCACGGGCCAUGUGUGCAUGCACGGGCCAUGUGUGCAUGCACGGGCCAUGUGUGCAUGCACGGGCCAUGUGUGCAUGCACGGGCCAUGUGUGCAUGCACGGGCCAUGUGUGCAUGCACGGGCCAUGUGUGCAUGCACGGGCCAUGUGUGCAUGCACGGGCCAUGUGUGCAUGCACGGGCCAUGUGUGCAUGCACGGGCCAUGUGUGCAUGCACGGGCCAUGUGUGCAUGCACGGGCCAUGUGUGCAUGCACGGGCCAUGUGUGCAUGCACGGGCCAUAGUGUGCAUGCACGGGCCAUGUGUGCAUGCACGGGCCAUGGUGUGCAUGCACGGGCCAUGUGUGCAUGCACGGGCCAUGUGUGCAUGCACGGGCCAUGUGUGCAUGCACGGGCCAUGUGUGCAUGCACGGGCCAUGUGUGCAUGCACGGGCCAUGUGUGCAUGCACGGGCCAUGUGUGCUAUGCACGGGCCAUGUGUGACAUGCACGGGCCAUGUGUGCAUGCACGGGCCAUGUGUGCAUGCACGGGCCAUGUGUGCAUGCACGGGCCAUGUGUGCAUGCACGGGCCAUGUGUGCAUGCACGGGCCAUGUGUGCAUGCACGGGCCAUGUGGUGCUGCACGGGCCAUGGUGUGCAUGCACGGGCCAUGUGUGCAUGCACGGGCCAUGUGUGCAUGCACGGGCCAUGUGUGCAUGCACGGGCCAUGUGUGCAUGCACGGGCCAUGUGUGCAUGCACGGGCCAUGUGCUGCAUGCACGGGCCAUGUGUGCAUGCACGGGCCAUGUGUGCAUGCACGGGCCAUGUGUGCAUGCACGGGCCAUGUGUGCAUGCACGGGCCAUGUGUGCAUGCACGGGCCAUGUGUGCAUGCACGGGCCAUGUGUGCAUGCACGGGCCAUGUGUGCAUGCACGGGCCAUGUGUGCAUGCACGGGCCAUGUGUGCAUGCACGGGCCAUGUGUGCAUGCACGGGCCAUGUGUGCAUGCACGGGCCAUGUGUGCAUGCACGGGCCAUGUGUGCAUGCACGGGCCAUGUGUGCAUGCACGGGCCAUGUGUGCAUGCACGGGCCAUGUGUGCAUGCACGGGCCAUGUGUGCAUGCACGGGCCAUGUGUGCAUGCACGGGCCAUGUGUGCAUGCACGGGCCAUGUGUGCAUGCACGGGCCAUGUGUGCAUGCACGGGCCAUGUGUGCAUGCACGGGCCAUGUGUGCAUGCACGGGCCAUGUGUGCAUGCACGGGCCAUGUGUGCAUGCACGGGCCAUGUGUGCAUGCACGGGCCAUGUGUGCAUGCACGGGCCAUGUGUGCAUGCACGGGCCAUGUGUGCAUGCACGGGCCAUGUGUGCAUGCACGGGCCAUGUGUGCAUGCACGGGCCAUGUGUGCAUGCACGGGCCAUGUGUGCAUGCACGGGCCAUGUGUGCAUGCACGGGCCAUGUGUGCAUGCACGGGCCAUGUGUGCAUGCACGGGCCAUGUGUGCAUGCACGGGCCAUGUGUGCAUGCACGGGCCAUGUGUGCAUGCACGGGCCAUGUGUGCAUGCACGGGCCAUGUGUGCAUGCACGGGCCAUGUGUGCAUGCACGGGCCAUGUGUGCAUGCACGGGCCAUGUGUGCAUGCACGGGCCAUGUGUGCAUGCACGGGCCAUGUGUGCAUGCACGGGCCAUGUGUGCAUGCACGGGCCAUGUGUGCAUGCACGGGCCAUGUGUGCAUGCACGGGCCAUGUGUGCAUGCACGGGCCAUGUGUGCAUGCACGGGCCAUGUGUGCAUGCACGGGCCAUGUGUGCAUGCACGGGCCAUGUGUGCAUGCACGGGCCAUGUGUGCAUGCACGGGCCAUGUGUGCAUGCACGGGCCAUGUGUGCAUGCACGGGCCAUGUGUGCAUGCACGGGCCAUGUGUGCAUGCACGGGCCAUGUGUGCAUGCACGGGCCAUGUGUGCAUGCACGGGCCAUGUGUGCAUGCACGGGCCAUGUGUGCAUGCACGGGCCAUGUGUGCAUGCACGGGCCAUGUGUGCAUGCACGGGCCAUGUGUGCAUGCACGGGCCAUGUGUGCAUGCACGGGCCAUGUGUGCAUGCACGGGCCAUGUGUGCAUGCACGGGCCAUGUGGCAUGCACGGGCCAUGUGUGCAUGCACGGGCCAUGUGUGCAUGCACGGGCCAUGUGUGCAUGCACGGGCCAUGUGUGCAUGCACGGGCCAUGUGUGCAUGCACGGGCCAUGUGUGCAUGCACGGGCCAUGUGUGCAUGCACGGGCCAUGUGUGCAUGCACGGGCCAUGUGUGCAUGCACGGGCCCAUGUGUGCAUGCACGGGCCAUGUGUGCAUGCACGGGCCAUGUGUGCAUGCACGGGCCAUGUGUGCAUGCACGGGCCAUGUGUGCAUGCACGGGCCAUGUGUGCAUGCACGGGCCAUGUGUGCAUGCACGGGCCAUGUGUGCAUGCACGGGCCAUGUGUGCAUGCACGGGCCAUGUGUGCAUGCACGGGCCAUGUGUGCAUGCACGGGCCAUGUGUGCAUGCACGGGCCAUGUGUGCAUGCACGGGCCAUGUGUGCAUGCACGGGCCAUGUGUGCAUGCACGGGCCAUGUGUGCAUGCACGGGCCAUGUGUGCAUGCACGGGCCAUGUGUGCAUGCACGGGCCAUGUGUGCAUGCACGGGCCAUGUGUGCAUGCACGGGCCAUGUGUGCAUGCACGGGCCAUGUGUGCAUGCACGGGCCAUGUGUGCAUGCACGGGCCAUGUGUGCAUGCACGGGCCAUGUGUGCAUGCACGGGCAUGUGUGCAUGCACGGGCCAUGUGUGCAUGCACGGGCCAUGUGUGCAUGCACGGGCCCAUGUGUGCAUGCACGGGCCAUGUGUGCAUGCACGGGCCAUGUGUGCAUGCACGGGCCAUGUGUGCAUGCACGGGCCAUGUGUGCAUGCACGGGCCAUGUGUGCAUGCACGGGCCAUGUGUGCAUGCACGGGCCAUGUGUGCAUGCACGGGCCAUGUGUGCAUGCACGGGCCAUGUGUGCAUGCACGGGCCAUGUGUGCAUGCACGGGCCAUGUGUGCAUGCACGGGCCAUGUGUGCAUGCACGGGCCAUGUGUGCAUGCACGGGCCAUGUGUGCAUGCACGGGCCAUGUGUGCAUGCACGGGCCAUGUGUGCAUGCACGGGCCAUGUGUGCAUGCACGGGCCAUGUGUGCAUGCACGGGCCAUGUGUGCAUGCACGGGCCAUGUGUGCAUGCACGGGCCAUGUGUGCAUGCACGGGCCAUGUGUGCAUGCACGGGCCAUGUGUGCAUGCACGGGCCAUGUGUGCAUGCACGGGCCAUGUGUGCAUGCACGGGCCAUGUGUGCAUGCACGGGCCAUGUGUGCAUGCACGGGCCAUGUGUGCAUGCACGGGCCAUGUGUGCAUGCACGGGCCAUGUGUGCAUGCACGGGCCAUGUGUGCAUGCACGGGCCAUGUGUGCAUGCACGGGCCAUGUGUGCAUGCACGGGCCAUGUGUGCAUGCACGGGCCAUGUGUGCAUGCACGGGCCAUGUGUGCAUGCACGGGCCAUGUGUGCAUGCACGGGCCAUGUGUGCAUGCACGGGCCAUGUGUGCAUGCACGGGCCAUGUGUGCAUGCACGGGCCAUGUGUGCAUGCACGGGCCAUGUGUGCAUGCACGGGCCAUGUGUGCAUGCACGGGCCAUGUGUGCAUGCACGGGCCAUGUGUGCAUGCACGGGCCAUGUGUGCAUGCACGGGCCAUGUGUGCAUGCACGGGCCAUGUGUGCAUGCACGGGCCAUGUGUGCAUGCACGGGCCAUGUGUGCAUGCACGGGCCAUGUGUGCAUGCACGGGCCAUGUGUGCAUGCACGGGCCAUGUGUGCAUGCACGGGCCAUGUGUGCAUGCACGGGCCAUGUGUGCAUGCACGGGCCAUGCAUGUGCAUGCACGGGCCAUGUGUGCAUGCACGGGCCAUGUGUGCAUGCACGGGCCAUGUGUGCAUGCACGGGCCAUGUGUGCAUGCACGGGCCAUGGGUGCAUGCACGGGCCAUGUGUGCAUGCACGGGCCAUGUGUGCAUGCACGGGCCAUGUGUGCAUGCACGGGCCAUGUGUGCAUGCACGGGCCAUGUGUGCAUGCACGGGCCAUGUGUGCAUGCACGGGCCAUGUGUGCAUGCACGGGCCAGGUGUGCAUGCACGGGCCAUGUGUGCAUGCACGGGCCAUGUGUGCAUGCACGGGCCAUGUGUGCAUGCACGGGCCAUGUGUGCAUGCACGGGCCAUGUGUGCAUGCACGGGCCAUGUGUGCAUGCACGGGCCAUGUGUGCAUGCACGGGCCAUGUGUGCAUGCACGGGCCAUGUGUGCAUGCACGGGCCAUGUGUGCAUGCACGGGCCAUGUGUGCAUGCACGGGCCAUGUGUGCAUGCACGGGCCAUGUGUGCAUGCACGGGCCAUGUGUGCAUGCACGGGCCAUGUGUGCAUGCACGGGCCAUGUGUGCAUGCACGGGCCAUGUGUGCAUGCACGGGCCAUGUGUGCAUGCACGGGCCAUGUGUGCAUGCACGGGCCAUGUGUGCAUGCACGGGCCAUGUGUGCAUGCACGGGCCAUGUGUGCAUGCACGGGCCAUGUGUGCAUGCACGGGCCAUGUGUGCAUGCACGGGCCAUGUGUGCAUGCACGGGCCAUGUGUGCAUGCACGGGCCAUGUGUGCAUGCACGGGCCAUGUGUGCAUGCACGGGCCAUGUGUGCAUGCACGGGCCAUGUGUGCAUGCACGGGCCAUGUGUGCAUGCACGGGCCAUGUGUGCAUGCACGGGCCAUGUGUGCAUGCACGGGCCAUGUGUGCAUGCACGGGCCAUGUGUGCAUGCACGGGCCAUGUGUGCAUGCACGGGCCAUGUGUGCAUGCACGGGCCAUGUGUGCAUGCACGGGCCAUGUGUGCAUGCACGGGCCAUGUGUGCAUGCACGGGCCAUGUGUGCAUGCACGGGCCAUGUGUGCAUGCACGGCCAUGUGUGCAUGCACGGGCCAUGUGUGCAUGCUACGGGGCCAUGUGUGCAUGCCGGGGCCAUGUGUGCAUGCACGGGCCAUGUGUGCAUGCACGGGCCAUGUGUGCAUGCACGGGCCAUGUGUGCAUGCACGGGCCAUGUGUGCAUGCACGGGCCAUGUGUGCAUGCACGGGCCAUGUGUGCAUGCACGGGCCAUGUGUGCAUGCACGGGCCAUGUGUAGCAUGCACGGGCCAUGUGGCAUGCACGGGCCAUGUGUGCAUGCACGGGCCAUGUGUGCAUGCACGGUACCAUGUGUUGCCGGGCAUGUGUGCACCACGGGGCCAUGUGUGCUGCACGGGCCAUGUGUGCAUGCACGGGCCAUGUGUGCAUGCACGGGCCAUGUGUGCAUGCACGGGCCAUGUGUGCAUGCACGGGCCAUGUGUGCAUGCACGGGCCAUGUGUGCAUGCACGGGCCAUGUGUGCAUGCACGGGCCAUGUGUGCAUGCACGGGCCAUGUGUGCAUGCACGGGCCAUGUGUGCAUGCACGGGCCAUGUGUGCAUGCACGGGCCAUGUGUGCAUGCACGGGCCAUGUGUGCAUGCACGGGCCAUGUGUGCAUGCACGGGCCAUGUGUGCAUGCACGGGCCAUGUGUGCAUGCACGGGCCAUGUGUGCAUGCACGGGCCAUGUGUGCAUGCACGGGCCAUGUGUGCAUGCACGGGCCAUGUGUGCAUGCACGGGCCAUGUGUGCAUGCACGGGCCAUGUGUGCAUGCACGGGCCAUGUGUGCAUGCACGGGCCAUGUGUGCAUGCACGGGCCAUGUGUGCAUGCACGGGCCAUGUGUGCAUGCACGGGCCAUGUGUGCAUGCACGGGCCAUGUGUGCAUGCACGGGCCAUGUGUGCAUGCACGGGCCAUGUGUGCAUGCACGGGCCAUGUGUGCAUGCACGGGGCCAUGUGUGCAUGCACGGGCCAUUGUGUGCAUGCACGGGCCAUGUGUGCAUGCCGGGCCAUGUGUGCAUGCACGGGCCUGUGUGCAUGCACGGGCCAUGUGUGCAACUGCACCCUGUGUGCAUGCUACGGGCCAUGUGUGCAUGCACGGGCCAUGUGUGCAUGCACGGGCAUGUGUGCAUGCACGGGCCAUGUGUGCAUGCACGGGCCAUGUGUGCAUGCACGGGCCAUGUGUGCAUGCACGGGCCAUGUGUGCAUGCACGGGCCAUGUGGCAUGCACGGGCCAUGUGUGCAUGCACGGGCCAUGUGUGCAUGCACGGGCCAUGUGUGCAUGCACGGGCCAUGUGUGCAUGCACGGGCCAUGUGUGCAUGCACGGGCCAUGUGUGCAUGCACGGGCCCAUGUGUGCAUGCACGGGCCAUGUGUGCAUGCACGGGCCAUGUGUGCAUGCACGGGCCAUGUGUGCAUGCACGGGCAUGUGUGCAUGCACGGGCCAUGUGUGCAUGCACGGGCCAUGUGUGCAUGCACGGGCCAUGUGUGCAUGCACGGGCCAUGUGUGCAUGCACGGGCCAUGUGUGCAUGCACGGGCCAUGUGUGCAAUGCACGGGGCCAUGUGUGCAUGCACGGGCAUGUGUGCAUGCACGGGCCAUGUGUGCAUGCACGGGCCAUGGUGCAUGCACGGGCCAUGUGUGCAUGCACGGGCCAUGUGUGCAGCACGGGCCAUGUGUGCAUGCACGGGCCAUCGUGUGCAUGCACGGGGCCACAUGUGUGCAUGCACGGGCCAUGUGGUGCAUGCACGGGCCAGUGUGCAUGCACGGGCCAUGUGUGCAUGCACGGGCCAUGUGUGCAUGCACGGGCCAUGUGUGCAUGCACGGGCCAUGUGUGCAUGCACGGGCCAUGUGUGCAUGCACGGGCCAUGUGUGCAGCACGGGCCAGUGUGCAUGCACGGGCCUAUCGUGUGCAUGCACGGGCCAUGUGUGCAUGCACGGGCCAUGUGUGCAUGCACGGGCCAUGUGUGCAUGCACGGGCCAUGUGUGCAUGCACGGGCCAUGUGUGCAUGCACGGGCCAUGUGUGCAUUGCACGGGCCAUGUGUGCAUGCACGGGCCAUGUUGGUGCAUGCACGGGCCAUUGUGUGCAUGCACGGGCCAUGUGUGCAUGCACGGGCCAUGUGUGCAUGCACGGGCCAUGUGUGCAUGCACGGGCCAUGUGUGCAUGCACGGCCAUGUGUGCAUGCACGGGCCAUGUGUGCAUGCACGGGCCAUGUGUGCAUGCACGGGCCAUGUGUGCAUGCACGGGCCAUGUGUGCAUGCACGGGCCAUGUGUGCAUGCACGGGCCAUGUGUGCAUGCACGGGCCAUGUGUGCAUGCACGGGCCAUGUGUGCAUGCACGGGCCAUGUGUGCAUGCACGGGCCAUGUGUGCAUGCACGGGCCAUGUGUGCAUGCACGGGCCAUGUGUGCCAUUGCACGGGCCAUGUGUGCAUGCACGGGCCAUGUGUGCAUGCACGGGCCAUGUGGCAUGCACGGGCCAUGUGUGCAUGCACGGGCCAUGUGUGCAUGCACGGGCCAUGUGUGCAUGCACGGGCCAUGUGUGCAUGCACGGGCCAUGUGUGCAUGCACGGGCCAUGUGUGCAUGCACGGGCCAUGUGUGCAUGCACGGGCCAUGUGUGCAUGCACGGGCCAUGUGUGCAUGCACGGGCCAUGUGUGCAUGCACGGGCCAUGUGUGCAUGCACGGGCCAUGUGUGCAUGCACGGGCCAUGUGUGCAUGCACGGGCCAUGUGUGCAUGCACGGGCCAUGUGUGCAUGCACGGGCCAUGUGUGCAUGCACGGGCCAUGUGUGCAUGCACGGGCCAUGUGUGCAUGCACGGGCCAUGUGUGCAUGCACGGGCCAUGUGUGCAUGCACGGGCCAUGUGUGCAUGCACGGGCCAUGUGUGCAUGCACGGGCCAUGUGUGCAUGCACGGGCCAUGUGUGCAUGCACGGGCCAUGUGUGCAUGCACGGGCCAUGUGUGCAUGCACGGGCCAUGUGUGCAUGCACGGGCCAUGUGUGCAUGCACGGGCCAUGUGUGCAUGCACGGGCCAUGUGUGCAUGCACGGGCCAUGUGUGCAUGCACGGGCCAUGUGUGCAUGCACGGGCCAUGUGUGCAUGCACGGGCCAUGUGUGCAUGCACGGGCCAUGUGUGCAUGCACGGGCCAUGUGUGCAUGCACGGGCCAUGUGUGCAUGCACGGGCCAUGUGUGCAUGCACGGGCCAUGUGUGCAUGCACGGGCCAUGUGUGCAUGCACGGGCCAUGUGUGCAUGCACGGGCCAUGUGUGCAUGCACGGGCCAUGUGUGCAUGCACGGGCCAUGUGUGCAUGCACGGGCCAUGUGUGCAUGCACGGGCCAUGUGUGCAUGCACGGGCCAUGUGUGCAUGCACGGGCCAUGUGUGCAUGCACGGGCCAUGUGUGCAUGCACGGGCCAUGUGUGCAUGCACGGGCCAUGUGUGCAUGCACGGGCCAUGUGUGCAUGCACGGGCCAUGUGUGCAUGCACGGGCCAUGUGUGCAUGCACGGGCCAUGUGUGCAUGCACGGGCCAUGUGUGCAUGCACGGGCCAUGUGUGCAUGCACGGGCCAUGUGUGCAUGCACGGGCCAUGUGUGCAUGCACGGGCCAUGUGUGCAUGCACGGGCCAUGUGUGCAUGCACGGGCCAUGUGUGCAUGCACGGGCCAUGUGUGCAUGCACGGGCCAUGUGUGCAUGCACGGGCCAUGUGUGCAUGCACGGGCCAUGUGUGCAUGCACGGGCCAUGUGUGCAUGCACGGGCCAUGUGUGCAUGCACGGGCCAUGUGUGCAUGCACGGGCCAUGUGUGCAUGCACGGGCCAUGUGUGCAUGCACGGGCCAUGUGUGCAUGCACGGGCCAUGUGUGCAUGCACGGGCCAUGUGUGCAUGCACGGGCCAUGUGUGCAUGCACGGGCCAUGUGUGCAUGCACGGGCCAUGUGUGCAUGCACGGGCCAUGUGUGCAUGCACGGGCCAUGUGUGCAUGCACGGGCCAUGUGUGCAUGCACGGGCCAUGUGUGCAUGCACGGGCCAUGUGUGCAUGCACGGGCCAUGUGUGCAUGCACGGGCCAUGUGUGCAUGCACGGGCCAUGUGUGCAUGCACGGGCCAUGUGUGCAUGCACGGGCCAUGUGUGCAUGCACGGGCCAUGUGUGCAUGCACGGGCCAUGUGUGCAUGCACGGGCCAUGUGUGCAUGCACGGGCCAUGUGUGCAUGCACGGGCCAUGUGUGCAUGCACGGGGCCAUGUGUGCAUGCACGGGCCAUGUGUGCAUGCACGGGCCAUGUGUGCAUGCACGGGGCCAUGUGUGCAUGCACGGGCCAUGUGUGCAUGCACGGGCCAUGUGUGCAUGCACGGGCCAUGUGUGCAUGCACGGGCCAUGUGUGCAUGCACGGGCCAUGUGUGCAUGCACGGGCCAUGUGUGCAUGCACGGGCCAUGUGUGCAUGCACGGGCCAUGUGUGCAUGCACGGGCCAUGUGUGCAUGCACGGGCCAUGUGUGCAUGCACGGGGCCAUGUGUGCAUGCACGGGCCAUGUGUGCAUGCACGGGCCAUGUGUGCAUGCACGGGCCAUGUGUGCAUGCACGGGGCCAUGUGUGCAUGCACGGGCCAAUGUGUGCAUGCACGGGCCAUGGUGUGCAUGCACGGGCCAUGUGUGCAUGCACGGGCCCAUGUGUGCAUGCACGGGCCAUGUGUGCAUGCACGGGCCAGUGUGCAUGCACGGGCCAUGUGUGCAUGCACGGGCCAUGUGUGCAUGCACGGGCCAUGUGUGCAUGCACGGGCCAUGUGUGCAUGCACGGGCCAUGUGUGCAUGCACGGGCCAUGUGUGCAUGCACGGGCCAUGUGUGCAUGCACGGGCCAUGUGUGCAUGCACGGGCCAUGUGUGCAUGCACGGGCCAUGUGUGCAUGCACGGGCCAUGUGUGCAUGCACGGGCCAUGUGUGCAUGCACGGGCCAUGUGUGCAUGCACGGGCCAUGUGUGCAUGCACGGGCCAUGUGUGCAUGCACGGGCCAUGUGUGCAUGCACGGGCCAUGUGUGCAUGCACGGGCCAUGUGUGCAUGCACGGGCCAUGUGUGCAUGCACGGGCCAUGUGUGCAUGCACGGGCCAUGUGUGCAUGCACGGGCCAUGUGUGCAUGCACGGGCCAUGUGUGCAUGCACGGGCCAUGUGUGCAUGCACGGGCCAUGUGUGCAUGCACGGGCCAUGUGUGCAUGCACGGGCCAUGUGUGCAUGCACGGGCCAUGUGUGCAUGCACGGGCCAUGUGUGCAUGCACGGGCCAUGUGUGCAUGCACGGGCCAUGUGUGCAUGCACGGGCCAUGUGUGCAUGCACGGGCCAUGUGUGCAUGCACGGGCCAUGUGUGCAUGCACGGGCCAUGUGUGCAUGCACGGGCCAUGUGUGCAUGCACGGGCCAUGUGUGCAUGCACGGGCCAUGUGUGCAUGCACGGGCCAUGUGUGCAUGCACGGGCCAUGUGUGCAUGCACGGGCCAUGUGUGCAUGCACGGGCCAUGUGUGCAUGCACGGGCCAUGUGUGCAUGCACGGGCCAUGUGUGCAUGCACGGGCCAUGUGUGCAUGCACGGGCCAUGUGUGCAUGCACGGGCCAUGUGUGCAUGCACGGGCCAUGUGUGCAUGCACGGGCCAUGUGUGCAUGCACGGGCCAUGUGUGCAUGCACGGGCCAUGUGUGCAUGCACGGGCCAUGUGUGCAUGCACGGGCCAUGUGUGCAUGCACGGGCCAUGUGUGCAUGCACGGGCCAUGUGUGCAUGCACGGGCCAUGUGUGCAUGCACGGGCCAUGUGUGCAUGCACGGGCCAUGUGUGCAUGCACGGGCCAUGUGUGCAUGCACGGGCCAUGUGUGCAUGCACGGGCCAUGUGUGCAUGCACGGGCCAUGUGUGCAUGCACGGGCCAUGUGUGCAUGCACGGGCCAUGUGUGCAUGCACGGGCCAUGUGUGCAUGCACGGGCCAUGUGUGCAUGCACGGGCCAUGUGUGCAUGCACGGGCCAUGUGUGCAUGCACGGGCCAUGUGUGCAUGCACGGGCCAUGUGUGCAUGCACGGGCCAUGUGUGCAUGCACGGGCCAUGUGUGCAUGCACGGGCCAUGUGUGCAUGCACGGGCCAUGUGUGCAUGCACGGGCCAUGUGUGCAUGCACGGGCCAUGUGUGCAUGCACGGGCCAUGUGUGCAUGCACGGGCCAUGUGUGCAUGCACGGGCCAUGUGUGCAUGCACGGGCCAUGUGUGCAUGCACGGGCCAUGUGUGCAUGCACGGGCCAUGUGUGCAUGCACGGGCCAUGUGUGCAUGCACGGGCCAUGUGUGCAUGCACGGGCCAUGUGUGCAUGCACGGGCCAUGUGUGCAUGCACGGGCCAUGUGUGCAUGCACGGGCCAUGUGUGCAUGCACGGGCCAUGUGUGCAUGCACGGGCCAUGUGUGCAUGCACGGGCCAUGUGUGCAUGCACGGGCCAUGUGUGCAUGCACGGGCCAUGUGUGCAUGCACGGGCCAUGUGUGCAUGCACGGGCCAUGUGUGCAUGCACGGGCCAUGUGUGCAUGCACGGGCCAUGUGUGCAUGCACGGGCCAUGUGUGCAUGCACGGGCCAUGUGUGCAUGCACGGGCCAUGUGUGCAUGCACGGGCCAUGUGUGCAUGCACGGGCCAUGUGUGCAUGCACGGGCCAUGUGUGCAUGCACGGGCCAUGUGUGCAUGCACGGGCCAUGUGUGCAUGCACGGGCCAUGUGUGCAUGCACGGGCCAUGUGUGCAUGCACGGGCCAUGUGUGCAUGCACGGGCCAUGUGUGCAUGCACGGGCCAUGUGUGCAUGCACGGGCCAUGUGUGCAUGCACGGGCCAUGUGUGCAUGCACGGGCCAUGUGUGCAUGCACGGGCCAUGUGUGCAUGCACGGGCCAUGUGUGCAUGCACGGGCCAUGUGUGCAUGCACGGGCCAUGUGUGCAUGCACGGGCCAUGUGUGCAUGCACGGGCCAUGUGUGCAUGCACGGGCCAUGUGUGCAUGCACGGGCCAUGUGUGCAUGCACGGGCCAUGUGUGCAUGCACGGGCCAUGUGUGCAUGCACGGGCCAUGUGUGCAUGCACGGGCCAUGUGUGCAUGCACGGGCCAUGUGUGCAUGCACGGGCCAUGUGUGCAUGCACGGGCCAUGUGUGCAUGCACGGGCCAUGUGUGCAUGCACGGGCCAUGUGUGCAUGCACGGGCCAUGUGUGCAUGCACGGGCCAUGUGUGCAUGCACGGGCCAUGUGUGCAUGCACGGGCCAUGUGUGCAUGCACGGGCCAUGUGUGCAUGCACGGGCCAUGUGUGCAUGCACGGGCCAUGUGUGCAUGCACGGGCCAUGUGUGCAUGCACGGGCCAUGUGUGCAUGCACGGGCCAUGUGUGCAUGCACGGGCCAUGUGUGCAUGCACGGGCCAUGUGUGCAUGCACGGGCCAUGUGUGCAUGCACGGGCCAUGUGUGCAUGCACGGGCCAUGUGUGCAUGCACGGGCCAUGUGUGCAUGCACGGGCCAUGUGUGCAUGCACGGGCCAUGUGUGCAUGCACGGGCCAUGUGUGCAUGCACGGGCCAUGUGUGCAUGCACGGGCCAUGUGUGCAUGCACGGGCCAUGUGUGCAUGCACGGGCCAUGUGUGCAUGCACGGGCCAUGUGUGCAUGCACGGGCCAUGUGUGCAUGCACGGGCCAUGUGUGCAUGCACGGGCCAUGUGUGCAUGCACGGGCCAUGUGUGCAUGCACGGGCCAUGUGUGCAUGCACGGGCCAUGUGUGCAUGCACGGGCCAUGUGUGCAUGCACGGGCCAUGUGUGCAUGCACGGGCCAUGUGUGCAUGCACGGGCCAUGUGUGCAUGCACGGGCCAUGUGUGCAUGCACGGGCCAUGUGUGCAUGCACGGGCCAUGUGUGCAUGCACGGGCCAUGUGUGCAUGCACGGGCCAUGUGUGCAUGCACGGGCCAUGUGUGCAUGCACGGGCCAUGUGUGCAUGCACGGGCCAUGUGUGCAUGCACGGGCCAUGUGUGCAUGCACGGGCCAUGUGUGCAUGCACGGGCCAUGUGUGCAUGCACGGGCCAUGUGUGCAUGCACGGGCCAUGUGUGCAUGCACGGGCCAUGUGUGCAUGCACGGGCCAUGUGUGCAUGCACGGGCCAUGUGUGCAUGCACGGGCCAUGUGUGCAUGCACGGGCCAUGUGUGCAUGCACGGGCCAUGUGUGCAUGCACGGGCCAUGUGUGCAUGCACGGGCCAUGUGUGCAUGCACGGGCCAUGUGUGCAUGCACGGGCCAUGUGUGCAUGCACGGGCCAUGUGUGCAUGCACGGGCCAUGUGUGCAUGCACGGGCCAUGUGUGCAUGCACGGGCCAUGUGUGCAUGCACGGGCCAUGUGUGCAUGCACGGGCCAUGUGUGCAUGCACGGGCCAUGUGUGCAUGCACGGGCCAUGUGUGCAUGCACGGGCCAUGUGUGCAUGCACGGGCCAUGUGUGCAUGCACGGGCCAUGUGUGCAUGCACGGGCCAUGUGUGCAUGCACGGGCCAUGUGUGCAUGCACGGGCCAUGUGUGCAUGCACGGGCCAUGUGUGCAUGCACGGGCCAUGUGUGCAUGCACGGGCCAUGUGUGCAUGCACGGGCCAUGUGUGCAUGCACGGGCCAUGUGUGCAUGCACGGGCCAUGUGUGCAUGCACGGGCCAUGUGUGCAUGCACGGGCCAUGUGUGCAUGCACGGGCCAUGUGUGCAUGCACGGGCCAUGUGUGCAUGCACGGGCCAUGUGUGCAUGCACGGGCCAUGUGUGCAUGCACGGGCCAUGUGUGCAUGCACGGGCCAUGUGUGCAUGCACGGGCCAUGUGUGCAUGCACGGGCCAUGUGUGCAUGCACGGGCCAUGUGUGCAUGCACGGGCCAUGUGUGCAUGCACGGGCCAUGUGUGCAUGCACGGGCCAUGUGUGCAUGCACGGGCCAUGUGUGCAUGCACGGGCCAUGUGUGCAUGCACGGGCCAUGUGUGCAUGCACGGGCCAUGUGUGCAUGCACGGGCCAUGUGUGCAUGCACGGGCCAUGUGUGCAUGCACGGGCCAUGUGUGCAUGCACGGGCCAUGUGUGCAUGCACGGGCCAUGUGUGCAUGCACGGGCCAUGUGUGCAUGCACGGGCCAUGUGUGCAUGCACGGGCCAUGUGUGCAUGCACGGGCCAUGUGUGCAUGCACGGGCCAUGUGUGCAUGCACGGGCCAUGUGUGCAUGCACGGGCCAUGUGUGCAUGCACGGGCCAUGUGUGCAUGCACGGGCCAUGUGUGCAUGCACGGGCCAUGUGUGCAUGCACGGGCCAUGUGUGCAUGCACGGGCCAUGUGUGCAUGCACGGGCCAUGUGUGCAUGCACGGGCCAUGUGUGCAUGCACGGGCCAUGUGUGCAUGCACGGGCCAUGUGUGCAUGCACGGGCCAUGUGUGCAUGCACGGGCCAUGUGUGCAUGCACGGGCCAUGUGUGCAUGCACGGGCCAUGUGUGCAUGCACGGGCCAUGUGUGCAUGCACGGGCCAUUGUGUGCAUGCACGGGCCAUGUGUGCAUGCACGGGCCAUGUGUGCAUGCACGGGCCAUGUGUGCAUGCACGGGCCAUGGCCAUGUGUGCAUGCACGGGCCAUGUGUGCAUGCACGGGCCAUGUGUGCAUGCACGGGCCAUGUGUGCAUGCACGGGCAUGUGUGCAUGCACGGGCCAUUGUGUGCAUGCACGGGCCAUGUGUGCAUGCACGGGGCAUGGUGCAUGCACGGGCCAUGUGUGCAUGCACGGGCCAUCGGGCAAUGCACGGGCCAUGUGUGCUGCACGGGCCAUGUGUGCAUGCACGGGCCAUGUGUGCAUGCACGGGCCAUGUGUGCAUGCACGGGCCAUGUGUGCAUGCACGGGCCAUGUGUGCAUGCACGGGCCAUGUGUGCAUGCACGGGCCAUGUGUGCAUGCACGGGCCAUGUGUGCAUGCACGGGCCAUGUGUGCAUGCACGGGCCAUGUGUGCAUGCACGGGCCAUGUGUGCAUGCACGGGCCAUGUGUGCAUGCACGGGCCAUGUGUGCACUGCACGGGCCAUGUGUGCAUGCACGGGCCCUGUGUGCAUGCACGGGCCAUGUGUGCAUGCACGGGCCAUGUGUUGCAUGCACGGGCCAUGUGUGCAUGCACGGGCCAUGUGUGCAUGCACGGGCCAUGUGUGCAUGCACGGGCCAUGUGUGCAUGCACGGGCCAUGUGUGGCAUGCACGGGCCAUGUGUGCAUGCACGGGCCAUGUGUGCAUGCACGGGCCAUGUGUGCAUGCACGGGCCAUGUGUGCAUGCACGGGCCAUGUGUGCAUGCACGGGCCAUGUGUGCAUGCACGGGCCAUGUGUGCAUGCACGGGCCAUGUUGUGCAUGCACGGGCCAUGUGGGUGCAUGCACGGGCCAUGUGUGCAUCAGCAACGGGGCCAUGUGUGCAUGCACGGGCCAUGUGUGCAUGCACGGGCCAUGUGUGCAUGCACGGGCCAUGUGGUGCAUGCACGGGCCAUGUGUGCAUGCACGGGCCCAUGUGUGCAUGCACGGGCCAUGUGUGCAUGCACGGCCAUGUGUGCAUGCACGGGCCAUGUGGCAUCACGGGCAUGUGUGCAUGCACGGGCCAUGUGUGCAUGCACGGGCCAUGUGGUGCAUGCACGGGCCAUGUGUGCAUGCACGGGCCGUGUGCAUGCACGGGCCAUGUGUGCAUGCACGGGCCAUGUGUGCAUGCACGGGCCAUGUGUGCAUGCACGGGCCAUGUGUGCAUGCACGGGCCAUGUGUGCAUGCACGGGCCAUGUGUGCAGCACGGGCCAUGUGUGCAUGCACGGGCCAUGUGUGCAUGCACGGGCCAUGUGUGCAUGCACGGGCCAUGUGUGCAUGCACGGGCCAUGUGUGCAUGCACGGGCCAUGUGUGCAUGCACGGGCCAUGUGUGCAUGCACGGGCCAUGUGUGCAUGCACGGGCCAUGUGUGCAUGCACGGGCCAUGUGUGCAUGCACGGGCCAUGUGUGCAUGCACGGGCCAUGUGUGCAUGCACGGGCCAUGUGUGCAUGCACGGGCCAUGUGUGCAUGCACGGGCCAUGUGUGCAUGCACGGGCCAUGUGUGCAUGCACGGGCCAUGUGUGCAUGCACGGGCCAUGUGUGCAUGCACGGGCCAUGUGUGCAUGCACGGGCCAUGUGUGCAUGCACGGGCCAUGUGUGCAUGCACGGGCCAUGUGUGCAUGCACGGGCCAUGUGUGCAUGCACGGGCCAUGUGUGCAUGCACGGGCCAUGUGUGCAUGCACGGGCCAUGUGUGCAUGCACGGGCCAUGUGUGCAUGCACGGGCCAUGUGUGCAUGCACGGGCCAUGUGUGCAUGCACGGGCCAUGUGUGCAUGCACGGGCCAUGUGUGCAUGCACGGGCCAUGUGUGCAUGCACGGGCCAUGUGUGCAUGCACGGGCCAUGUGUGCAUGCACGGGCCAUGUGUGCAUGCACGGGCCAUGUGUGCAUGCACGGGCCAUGUGUGCAUGCACGGGCCAUGUGUGCAUGCACGGGCCAUGUGUGCAUGCACGGGCCAUGUGUGCAUGCACGGGCCAUGUGUGCAUGCACGGGCCAUGUGUGCAUGCACGGGCCAUGUGUGCAUGCACGGGCCAUGUGUGCAUGCACGGGCCAUGUGUGCAUGCACGGGCCAUGUGUGCAUGCACGGGCCAUGUGUGCAUGCACGGGCCAUGUGUGCAUGCACGGGCCAUGUGUGCAUGCACGGGCCAUGUGUGCAUGCACGGGCCAUGUGUGCAUGCACGGGCCAUGUGUGCAUGCACGGGCCAUGUGUGCAUGCACGGGCCAUGUGUGCAUGCACGGGCCAUGUGUGCAUGCACGGGCCAUGUGUGCAUGCACGGGCCAUGUGUGCAUGCACGGGCCAUGUGUGCAUGCACGGGCCAUGUGUGCAUGCACGGGCCAUGUGUGCAUGCACGGGCCAUGUGUGCAUGCACGGGCCAUGUGUGCAUGCACGGGCCAUGUGUGCAUGCACGGGCCAUGUGUGCAUGCACGGGCCAUGUGUGCAUGCACGGGCCAUGUGUGCAUGCACGGGCCAUGUGUGCAUGCACGGGCCAUGUGUGCAUGCACGGGCCAUGUGUGCAUGCACGGGCCAUGUGUGCAUGCACGGGCCAUGUGUGCAUGCACGGGCCAUGUGUGCAUGCACGGGCCAUGUGUGCAUGCACGGGCCAUGUGUGAUGCAAGGGCCAUGUGUGCAUGCACGGGCCCAUGUGUGCAUGCACGGGCAUGUGUGCAUGCACGGGCCAUGUGUGCAUGCACGGCCAUGUGUGCAUUGCACGGGCCAUGUGUGCAUGCACGGGCCAUGUGUGCAUUGCACGGGCCAUGUGUGCAUUGCACGGGCCAUGUGUGCAUGCACGGGCCAUGUGUGCAUGCACGGGCCAUGUGUGCAUGCACGGGCCAUGUGUGCAUGCACGGGCCAUGUGUGCAUGCACGGGCCAUGUGUGCAUGCACGGGCCAUGUGUGCAUGCACGGGCCAUGUGUGCAUGCACGGGCCAUGUGUGCAUGCACGGGCCAUGUGUGCAUGCACGGGCCAUGUGUGCAUGCACGGGCCAUGUGUGCAUGCACGGGCCAUGUGUGCAUGCACGGGCCAUGUGUGCAUGCACGGGCCAUGUGUGCAUGCACGGGCCAUGUGUGCAUGCACGGGCCAUGUGUGCAUGCACGGGCCAUGUGUGCAUGCACGGGCCAUGUGUGCAUGCACGGGCCAUGUGUGCAUGCACGGGCCAUGUGUGCAUGCACGGGCCAUGUGUGCAUGCACGGGCCAUGUGUGCAUGCACGGGCCAUGUGUGCAUGCACGGGCCAUGUGUGCAUGCACGGGCCAUGUGUGCAUGCACGGGCCAUGUGUGCAUGCACGGGCCAUGUGUGCAUGCACGGGCCAUGUGUGCAUGCACGGGCCAUGUGUGCAUGCACGGGCCAUGUGUGCAUGCACGGGCCAUGUGUGCAUGCACGGGCCAUGUGUGCAUGCACGGGCCAUGUGUGCAUGCACGGGCCAUGUGUGCAUGCACGGGCCAUGUGUGCAUGCACGGGCCAUGUGUGCAUGCACGGGCCAUGUGUGCAUGCACGGGCCAUGUGUGCAUGCACGGGCCAUGUGUGCAUGCACGGGCCAUGUGUGCAUGCACGGGCCAUGUGUGCAUGCACGGGCCAUGUGUGCAUGCACGGGCCAUGUGUGCAUGCACGGGCCAUGUGUGCAUGCACGGGCCAUGUGUGCAUGCACGGGCCAUGUGUGCAUGCACGGGCCAUGUGUGCAUGCACGGGCCAUGUGUGCAUGCACGGGCCAUGUGUGCAUGCACGGGCCAUGUGUGCAUGCACGGGCCAUGUGUGCAUGCACGGGCCAUGUGUGCAUGCACGGGCCAUGUGUGCAUGCACAUGGGGCCAUGUGUGCAUGCACGGGCCAUGUGUGCAUGCACGGGCCAUGUGUGCAUGCACGGGCCAUGUGUGCAUGCACGGGCCAUGUGUGCAUGCACGGGCCAUGUGUGCAUGCACGCUGGGCCAUGUGUGCAUGCACGGCCCAUGUGUGCAUGCACGGGCCAUGUGUGCAUGCACGGGCCAUGUGUGCAUGCACGGCCAUGUGUGCAGCACGGGCCAUGUGUGCAUGCACGGGCCAUGUGUGCAUGCACGGGCCAUGUGUGCAUGCACGGGCCAUGUGUGCAUGCACGGGCCAUGUGUGCAUGCACGGGCCAUGUGUGCAUGCACGGGCCAUGUGUGCAUGCACGGGCCAUGUGUGCAUGCACGGGCCAUGUGUGCAUGCACGGGCCAUGUGUGCAUGCAAGGGCCAUGUGUGCAUGCACGGGCCAUGUGUGCAUGCACGGGGCCAUGUGUGCAUGCACGGGCCAUGUGUGCAUGCACGGGCCAUGUGUGCAUGCAACGGGCCAUGUGUGCAUGCACGGGCCAUGUGUGCAUGCACGGGCCAUGUGUGCAUGCACGGGCCAUGUGUGCAUGCACGGGCCAUGUGUGCAUGCACGGGCCAUGUGUGCAUGCACGGGGCAUGUGUGCAUGCACGGGCCAUGUGUGCAUGCACGGGCCAUGUGUGCAUGCACGGGCCAUGUGUGCAUGCACGGGCCAUGUGUGCAUGCACGGGCCAUGUGUGCAUGCACGGGCCAUGUGUGCAUGCACGGGCCAUGUGUGCAUGCACGGGCCAUGUGUGCAUGCACGGGCCAUGUGUGCAUGCACGGGCCAUGUGUGCAUGCACGGGCCAUGUGUGCAUGCACGGGCCAUGUGUGCAUGCACGGGCCAUGUGUGCAUGCACGGGCCAUGUGUGCAUGCACGGGCCAUGUGUGCAUGCACGGGCCAUGGUGCAUGCACGGGCAUGUGUGCAUGCACGGGCCAUGUGUGCAUGCACGGGCCAUGUGUGCAUGCACGGGCCAUGUGUGCAUGCACGGGCAUGUGUGCAUGCACGGGCCAUGUGUGCAUGCACGGGCCAUGUGUGCAUGCACGGGGCCAUGUGUGCAUGCACGGGCCAUGUGUGGCAUGCACGGGCCAUGUGUGCAUGCACGGGCCAUGUGUGCAUGCACGGGCCAUGUGUGCAUGCACGGGCCAUGUGUGCAUGCACGGGCCAUGUGUGCAUGCACGGGCCAUGUGUGCAUGCACGGGCCAUGUGUGCAUGCACGGGCCAUGUGUGCAUGCACGGGCCAUGUGUGCAUGCACGGGCCAUGUGUGCAUGCACGGGCCAUGUGUGCAUGCACGGGCCAUGUGUGCAUGCACGGGCCAUGUGUGCAUGCACGGGCCAUGUGUGCAUGCACGGGCCAUGUGUGCAUGCACGGGCCAUGUGUGCAUGCACGGGCCAUGUGUGCAUGCACGGGCCAUGUGUGCAUGCACGGGCCAUGUGUGCAUGCACGGGCCAUGUGUGCAUGCACGGGCCAUGUGUGCAUGCACGGGCCAUGUGUGCAUGCACGGGCCAUGUGUGCAUGCACGGGCCAUGUGUGCAUGCACGGGCCAUGUGUGCAUGCACGGGCCAUGUGUGCAUGCACGGGCCAUGCCAUGUGGGCAUGCACGGGCCAUGUGUGCAUGCACGGGCCAUGUGUGCAUGCACGGGCCAUGUGUGCAUGCACGGGCCAUGUGUGCAUGCACGGGCCAUGUGUGCAUGCACGGGCCAUGUGUGCAUGCAACGGGCCCAUGUGUGCAUGCACGGGCCAUGUGUGCAUGCACGGGCCAUGUGUGCAUGCACGGGCCAUGGUGUGCAUGCACGGGGCCAUGUGUGCAUUGCACGGGCCAUGUGUGCAUGCACGGGCCAUGUGUGCAUGCACGGGCCAUGUGUGCAUGCACGGGCCAUGUGUGCAUGCACGGGGCCAUGUGUGCAUGCACGGGCCCAUGUGUGCAUGCACGGGCCAUGUGUGCAUGCACGGGCCAUGUGUGCAUGCACGGGCCAUGUGUGCAUGCACGGGCCAUGUGUGUGCAUGCACGGGCCAUGUGUGCAUGCACGGGCCAUGUGUGCAUGCACGGGCCAUGUGUGCAUGCACGGGCCAUGUGUGCAUGCACGGGCCAUGUGUGGCAUGCACGGGCCAUGUGUGCAUGCACGGGCCAUGUGUGCAUGCACGGGCCAUGUGUGCAUGCACGGGCCAUGUGUGCAUGCACGGGCCAUGUGUGCAUGCACGGGCCAUGUGUGCAUGCACGGGCCAUGUGUGCAUGCACGGGCCAUGUGUGCAUGCACGGGCCAUGUGUGCAUGCACGGGCCAUGUGUGCAUGCACGGGCCAUGUGUGCAUGCACGGGCCAUGUGUGCAUGCACGGGCCAUGUGUGCAUGCACGGGCCAUGUGUGCAUGCACGGGCCAUGUGUGCAUGCACGGGCCAUGUGUGCAUGCACGGGCCAUGUGUGCAUGCACGGGCCAUGUGUGCAUGCACGGGCCAUGUGUGCAUGCACGGGCCAUGUGUGCAUGCACGGGCCAUGUGUGCAUGCACGGGCCAUGUGUGCAUGCACGGGCCAUGUGUGCAUGCACGGGCCAUGUGUGCAUGCACGGGCCAUGUGUGCAUGCACGGGCCAUGUGUGCAUGCACGGGCCAUGUGUGCAUGCACGGGGCCAUGUGUGCAUGCACGGGCCAUGUGUGCAUGCACGGGCCAUGUGUGCAUGGCAUGUGUGCAUGCACGGGCCAUGUGUGCAUGCACGGGCCAUGUGCUGCAUGCACGGGCCAUGUGUGCAUGCACGGGCCAUGUGUGCAUGCACGGGCCAUGUGUGCAUGCACGGGCCAUGUGGCAUGCACGGGCCAUGUGUGCAUGCACGGGCCAUGUGUGCAUGCACGGGCCAUGUGUGCAUGCCACGGGCCAUGUGUGCAUGCACGGGCCAUGUGUGCAUUGCACGGGCCAUGUGUGCAUGCACGGGCCAUGUGUGCAUGCACGGGCCAUGUGUGCAUGCACGGGCCAUGUGUGCAUGCACGGGCCAUGUGUGCAUGCACGGGCCAUGUGUGCAUGCACGGGCCAUGUGUGCAUGCACGGGCCAUGUGUGCAUGCACGGGCCAUGUGUGCAUGCACGGGCCAUGUGUGCAUGCACGGGCCAUGUGUGCAUGCACGGGCCAUGUGUGCAUGCACGGGCCAUGUGUGCAUGCACGGGCCAUGUGUGCAUGCACGGGCCAUGUGUGCAUGCACGGGCCAUGUGUGCAUGCACGGGCCAUGUGUGCAUGCACGGGCCAUGUGUGCAUGCACGGGCCAUGUGUGCAUGCACGGGCCAUGUGUGCAUGCACGGGCCAUGUGUGCAUGCACGGGCCAUGUGUGCAUGCACGGGCCAUGUGUGCAUGCACGGGCCAUGUGUGCAUGCACGGGCCAUGUGUGCAUGCACGGGCCAUGUGUGCAUGCACGGGCCAUGUGUGCAUGCACGGGCCAUGUGUGCAUGCACGGGCCAUGUGUGCAUGCACGGGCCAUGUGUGCAUGCACGGGCCAUGUGUGCAUGCACGGGCCAUGUGUGCAUGCACGGGCCAUGUGUGCAUGCACGGGCCAUGUGUGCAUGCACGGGCCAUGUGUGCAUGCACGGGCCAUGUGUGCAUGCACGGGCCAUGUGUGCAUGCACGGGCCAUGUGUGCAUGCACGGGCCAUGUGUGCAUGCACGGGCCAUGUGUGCAUGCACGGGCCAUGUGUGCAUGCACGGGCCAUGUGUGCAUGCACGGGCCAUGUGUGCAUGCACGGGCCAUGUGUGCAUGCACGGGCCAUGUGUGCAUGCACGGGCCAUGUGUGCAUGCACGGGCCAUGUGUGCAUGCACGGGCCAUGUGUGCAUGCACGGGCCAUGUGUGCAUGCACGGGCCAUGUGUGCAUGCACUGGGCCAUGUGUGCAUGCACGGGCCAUGUGUGCAUGCACGGGCCAUGUGUGCAUGCACGGGCCAUGUGUGCAUGCACGGGCCAUGUGUGCAUGCACGGGCCAUGUGUGCAUGCACGGGCCAUGUGUGCAUGCACGGGCCAUGUGUGCAUGCACGGGCCAUGUGUGCAUGCACGGGCCAUGUGUGCAUGCACGGGCCAUGUGUGCAUGCACGGGCCAUGUGUGCAUGCACGGGCCAUGUGUGCAUGCACGGGCCAUGUGUGCAUGCACGGGCCAUGUGUGCAUGCACGGGCCAUGUGUGCAUGCACGGGCCAUGUGUGCAUGCACGGGCCAUGUGUGCAUGCACGGGCCAUGUGUGCAUGCACGGGCCAUGUGUGCAUGCACGGGCCAUGUGUGCAUGCACGGGCCAUGUGUGCAUGCACGGGCCAUGUGUGCAUGCACGGGCCAUGUGUGCAUGCACGGGCCAUGUGUGCAUGCACGGGCCAUGUGUGCAUGCACGGGCCAUGUGUGCAUGCACGGGCCAUGUGUGCAUGCACGGGCCAUGUGUGCAUGCACGGGCCAUGUGUGCAUGCACGGGCCAUGUGUGCAUGCACGGGCCAUGUGUGCAUGCACGGGCCAUGUGUGCAUGCACGGGCCAUGUGUGCAUGCACGGGCCAUGUGUGCAUGCACGGGCCAUGUGUGCAUGCACGGGCCAUGUGUGCAUGCACGGGCCAUGUGUGCAUGCACGGGCCAUGUGUGCAUGCACGGGCCAUGUGUGCAUGCACGGGCCAUGUGUGCAUGCACGGGCCAUGUGUGCAUGCACGGGCCAUGUGUGCAUGCACGGGCCAUGUGUGCAUGCACGGGCCAUGUGUGCAUGCACGGGCCAUGUGUGCAUGCACGGGCCAUGUGUGCAUGCACGGGCCAUGUGUGCAUGCACGGGCCAUGUGUGCAUGCACGGGCCAUGUGUGCAUGCACGGGCCAUGUGUGCAUGCACGGGCCAUGUGUGCAUGCACGGGCCAUGUGUGCAUGCACGGGCCAUGUGUGCAUGCACGGGCCAUGUGUGCAUGCACGGGCCAUGUGUGCAUGCACGGGCCAUGUGUGCAUGCACGGGCCAUGUGUGCAUGCACGGGCCAUGUGUGCAUGCACGGGCCAUGUGUGCAUGCACGGGCCAUGUGUGCAUGCACGGGCCAUGUGUGCAUGCACGGGCCAUGUGUGCAUGCACGGGCCAUGUGUGCAUGCACGGGCCAUGUGUGCAUGCACGGGCCAUGUGUGCAUGCACGGGCCAUGUGUGCAUGCACGGGCCAUGUGUGCAUGCACGGGGCCAUGUGUUGCAUGCACGGGCCAUGUGUGCCAUUGCACCGGGCCAUGUGUGCAUGCACGGGCCAUGUGUGCAUGCACGGGCCAUGUGUGCAUGCACGGGCCAUGUGUGCAUGCACGGGCCAUGUGUGCAUGCACGGGCCAUGUGUGCAUGCACGGGCCAUGUGUGCAUGCACGGGCCAUGUGUGCAUGCACUGGGCCAUGUGUGCAUGCACGGGCCAUGUGUGCAUGCACGGGCCAUGUGUGCAUGCACGGGCCAUGUGUGCAUGCACGGGCAUGUGUGCAUGCACGGGCCAUGUGUGCAUGCACGGGCCAUGUGUGCAUGCACGGGCCAUGUGUGCAUGCACGGGCCAUGUGUGCAUGCACGGGCCCAUGUGUGCAUGCACGGGCCAUGUGGUGCAUGCACGGGCCAUGUGUGCAUGCACGGGCCAUGUGUGCAUGCACGGGCCAUGUGUGCAUGCACGGGCCAUGUGUGCAUGCACGGGCCAUGUGUGCAUGCACGGGCCAUGUGUGCAUGCACGGGCCAUGUGUGCAUGCACGGGCCAUGUGUGCAUGCACGGGCCAUGUGUGCAUGCACGGGCCAUGUGUGCAUGCACGGGCCAUGUGUGCAUGCACGGGCCAUGUGUGCAUGCACGGGCCAUGUGUGCAUGCACGGGCCAUGUGUGCAUGCACGGGCCAUGUGUGCAUGCACGGGCCAUGUGUGCAUGCACGGGCCAUGUGUGCAUGCACGGGCCAUGUGUGCAUGCACGGGCCAUGUGUGCAUGCACGGGCCAUGUGUGCAUGCACGGGCCAUGUGUGCAUGCACGGGCCAUGUGUGCAUGCACGGGCCAUGUGUGCAUGCACGGGCCAUGUGUGCAUGCACGGGCCAUGUGUGCAUGCACGGGCCAUGUGUGCAUGCACGGGCCAUGUGUGCAUGCACGGGCCAUGUGUGCAUGCACGGGCCAUGUGUGCAUGCACGGGCCAUGUGUGCAUGCACGGGCCAUGUGUGCAUGCACGGGCCAUGUGUGCAUGCACGGGCCAAUGCAACGGGCCAGGUGUUGCAUGCACGGGCCAUGUGUGCAUGCACGGGCCAUGUGUGCAUGCCACAGGGCCAUGUGUGCAUGCACGGGCCAUGUGUGCAUGGCACGGGCCCAUGUGUGCAUGCACGGGCAGCAUGUGUGCAUGCACGGGCCAUGUGUGCAAUGCACAGGGCCAUGUGUGCAUGCACGGGCCAUGUGUGCAUGCGACGGGCCAUGUGUGCAUGCACGGGCCAUGUGUGCAUGCACGGGCCAUGUGUGCAUGCACGGGCCAUGUGGUGCAUGCACGGGCCAUGGUGUUGCAUGCAACAGGGCCAUGUGGUGCCAUGCCACGGGCCAUGUGUGGCCAUGCAACGGGCACACUAGUGUGCAUGCACGGGCCAUGUGUGCAUGCACGGGCCAUGUGUGCAUGCACAAGGAAGGCCGAUGUGUGCAUGGCACGGGCCCAUGUGUGCAUGCACGGGCCAUGUGUGCAUGCACGGGCCAUGUGUGCAUGCACGGGCCAUGUGUGCAUGCCACAGGGCCAUGUGUGCCCCGGGCAUGUGUGCAUGCACGGGCCAUGUGUGCAUGCACGGGCCAUGUGUGCAUGCACGGGCCAUGUGUGCAUGCACGGGCCAUGUGUGCAUGCACGGGCCAUGUGUGCAUGCACGGGCCAUGUGUGCAUGCACGGGCCAUGUGUGCAUGCACGGGCCAUGUGUGCAUGCACGGGCCAUGCGGUGCACAUGGCAUGGGAGCGGGGGCAGGGCAUGGAAGCAGCGGGGCAGGGGGGCACGCACAAGGGGGUGCAGCGGGCGGUGAGGCAGAUGCAGAAGGUGGUGGGGAUGGCGCAGUUCCAGCGCCACACCGUGGACGUGUAUAACGGGCGCCAGCAGCAGGAGGUAUACCGCACCAACCUCAUGCUGCCACUGCUGGAUGUGUGGCAGUGA